AUGGCUCCGGAGCGCGGGGCUCGCUCGCUGCCCUGCGGCACGGAGGGGCUGCCCAGAGCCUUCCUGCAAAGCCUGCGGACCCUCUUCGACAUCCUGGAUGACCGGCGGCGGGGCUACGUGCACCUGCGGGAGAUCGAGUCCCGCUGGCAGGGGGCCGAGGCCCGGGAGCUCCCCCCCGGCGUGCUGGAGGGGCUGCGGCAGGCGGCCCCGGCCAGCGGCUACCUCACCUUCGAGAGGUUCGUGCUGGGGCUCCGGGCCUCGCUGCUGAGCCCGGCGAACGGGGGGAAAGCGGCCCGGCCGGCCCCGGGAGGAUGCGACCCCCACGGCAAGGCGCGCCCCGCUGCCCCCAAGGGCGGGCCGGGCCGAGGGCAAGGGGAGCCCAGGCCGCUGGCGGAGAAGGGCAGGUGCUCGAGCGGGCUCGCCGGCAGCGCGUCCCGGAGCAUGGAGAAGAUCCCCAGCCCGCCGGGAGUCCCCGCGCCCCGGGCCGAGGGGGAGAGCCGGGGCAGGAGCAGAGGUGCCGAUGGGAAGCCCACAGGACAGUCCCAUGGCGAGGGCAGUUGCACAGGGGUGGCGGACGCUCGGCGGCAUGAGAGAGGUCGCGGUGAGCACCGGAGACACACCAUCACCAACGGGGUGGACUAUGGCAUGCUGAAGCAAAUGAAGGAGCUGGAGCAGGAGAAGGACUUCCUGCUCCAGGGGCUGGAAAUGGUGGAGCACGCCCGGGAAUGGUACCACCAGCAGAUCCAGACAGUGCAGGAGCGCCAGAAACACCUUGGGAAAAACAAAACCACAAACGACUUCUUCCUGGAGGGGAACCAAAGCCACCUGGGUCACCUUCUACCCAAGUUGCAGGAAGUGAACCGCUGCCUCGGAGAGCUUCUGUCCACCUCGGGGAAGCCUCUGAACUCCUCCUCGUCGGCGCUGACCAGACAGGUCCCUGCUGCCCCCUCGCCACCUCCUGCCCUGGCAGGGCCCCAGCAAGCCAUCAGUAUGCUGAAGGAGCAAAACCGGCUUCUCACCAAGGAAGUGACUGAGAAGAGCGAGCGGAUCACCCAGCUGGAGCAGGAGAAAUCUGCCCUGAUCAAGCAGCUGUUUGAGGCACGGGCCCGAAAUAACCAUGAGACAAGCCAGAUGGACUCCACCUUCAUCUAGCCCCCCAGCUGACCUCCCACACCCCAGGCCAGGGCUCUGGGGAGGGACUGGGCAGGGACACCACUGCAAAAACAGCCCCAGCCAGCCUAGUUCAGACACCAGGUCUGAG
Messenger RNA from Gopherus flavomarginatus (Mexican gopher tortoise), 1261 nucleotides. It is a transcript of the gene SAPCD2, whose product is annotated as suppressor APC domain containing 2. NCBI's taxonomy places the organism in Eukaryota, Metazoa, Chordata, Testudines, Testudinidae. The transcript is spliced from 6 exons. The record is from RefSeq and is a predicted model, not a curated record. The coding region runs from base 1 to 1152 and encodes 383 amino acids.